Parnassius apollo (apollo) is the source of this 2484-nucleotide messenger RNA. Lineage: Eukaryota; Metazoa; Arthropoda; Insecta; Lepidoptera; Papilionidae. The record is from the annotation of a GenBank genome assembly.
AUGCCUAGUGGCCGGGCCGUUCUGUUAUUGCGACGUUUGUCGACGGGUGACAGCAAGCUAAAGAAUAUAAAUAUAAAUCAAAACACAAAUAAGGAGCUGGUUACCAGCCCAGUGUGUCUAAAUAGAGAUUUCAGCUCCAGUAAAAGAUUGACAACAGUUGGAAAUCCUUUGGGAAGUAAUAAACUGUCAAGAAGUUUUAGUGAAAAUAUUAUAAAAAUGACUAAUGUUGAAUCCAGUACUCAAGAAAAACCUAGAUAUACUAAUCAGCUUAUAUUUGAGAAGUCACCAUACUUGCUGCAACAUGCACAUAAUCCUGUACAGUGGUACCCUUGGAGUCAAGAGGCCAUUGAGAGAGCUAAAAAAGAAAAUAAACUCAUAUUUCUUUCAGUUGGUUACUCUACUUGCCAUUGGUGUCAUGUAAUGGAAAAAGAAUCUUUUGAGAAUGAAGAGGUUGCGAAGAUUAUGAAUGAACAUUUUAUAAACAUCAAGGUUGAUAGAGAAGAGAGGCCAGAUAUAGAUAGAGUAUAUAUGCUAUUUGUUAUGGCCACUACUGGAAGCGGAGGUUGGCCAAUGUCAGUUUUUCUCACACCAGAACUAAGACCGGUGACUGGUGGUACUUACUUUCCACCUGAUGAUCGUUGGGGACGUCCAGGCUUUAAAAGCAUUUUACUGUCUUUAGCUAAAAAGUGGAAGGAAAAUGAUUCAAAAUUUGUUGAAGCCAGUAAUAAUAUUAUGGAAGCAUUACAAAAAAUAUCUCUGGUUGAUUCAGACACAUCAUCAUCUGUACCUGGUGAAAGUACUUGGACCAAAUGUGUUCGAAGAUAUAUAUCAAUUUAUGAACCCCACUUUGGUGGAUUUGGACUAGCGCCAAAAUUUCCACAAGCAUCCAUAUUUAAUUUUUUGUUUCAUUAUUAUGCAAGGGACAAGUCAGAUCCUGAAGGAAAAAAAUGUCUUGAUAUGUGCCUUUACACUUUGACUAAAAUUGCCAAAGGUGGUAUUCAUGAUCAUGUCUCUAGUGGGUUUGCUCGGUACUCCGUGGAUAAUGAUUGGCAUGUACCACAUUUCGAAAAGAUGCUUUAUGAUCAAGCCCAAUUAAUUGUUGCUUAUACUGAUGCAUAUCUUGCAACAAAAGAAGAAUUUUAUGCAGAUGUGGUUCGUGACAUAAUCAAAUAUGUGAACAGAGAUUUAAAGCACGAAUCAGGUGGUUAUUAUAGUGCAGAAGAUGCAGAUUCCUAUCCAUACCAUGGUGCUCCCCAUAAGAAAGAAGGUGCAUUUUGUGUAUGGGAAUAUGAUGAAUUAAAAUCUCUUCUGGGUGAAAAAAAAGUUAAUUCAAUAUCUUUCUUAGACAUAUUUUGUGAUUACUACAAUGUGGAAGUAGAUGGUAAUAUUGCACCAGAAAGUGAUCCCCAUGGCGAACUUAGUAACAAGAAUGUUUUAAUUGUAUAUGGGAGCAAAGAAGACACAAUUGCUAAGUUUGGAUUGUCGUCAGAGCAAUUUGAAGAUGUAAUUUCUGACUGCAUUAACAUAUUAUAUCAAGAACGUCAAAAACGACCUCGCCCCCAUUUAGACACAAAAAUGCUUUGUUCAUGGAAUGGCCUAAUUAUAGCUGGAUUGGCUCAAGCAGGUCAAGGCUUGGGAGAGAAAAGUUAUGUGGAAGAUGCGAUUAAAACUGCACACUUCAUAAAAACACAUCUUUAUGAUUCUUCUACUAAAACACUAUUACAUUCUUGCUAUAGGGCAGAAGACGGAACAGUUUCUCAGACGAAUGAGCCAAUAAAAGGAUUUCUGGACGACUAUGCAUUUCUCAUUAAAGGCUUACUAAAUUUGUAUGAAGCAUCACUUGACCUGUACUGGCUGAACUGGGCACGUGAACUGCAAUAUAAGCAGAAUGAGUUGUUUUGGGAUAACGAAAAUGGUGGUUAUUUUACAUGUUCUACUGCAGACAGCACUGUGGUUUUGAGGCUCAAAGAAGAUCAAGAUGGCGCCGAGCCAUCAGGCAACAGCAUCGCGUGCCAUAACCUACAACGUCUUGCAGCGUACGCAGAUAAGAGCGAGGCCCCAGAAGGCGGAGACGUUGAAAGGGACAUGGCUCGGAAGCUGCUGAUUGCCUUUGCCCGCCGCCUUAACGAAACGCCUACCGCCCUUCCCGAAAUGAUGUCCGCUUUAAUGUUCUACAAUGAUUCGCCCACACAGGUGCUGAUAGCGGGCGGGUGCUCGGACCCGCGCACGCUCGAGCUGGUGCGCGUGGUGCGCGCGCGCCUGCUGCCGGGCCGCGUGUUGGCGGUCGCCGACCCCGCAGCCGACACGCCCGCUGGUAUGUCCGACAUACUGUUAAGCCGCAUCCUGCCGUCCGGGGACGUGCCGACGGCUUACGUGUGCCGGCGCUACGCGUGCUCGCUGCCCGUCACCGACGUGAAGCAGCUCGAGAGCUUGCUCGACGAGCCCACCAAGCCCUCCAAGUCUUCAAAGCCCACACACGACUAG